AUGAAGAUGGGGUCUUCACCUUGCUCCUUCUUCCUCUUCCUCUUCCUCUUACUGGGCCUCCUCCCCUCAUCCCUCUCGGAGAUCCGCUUCUCGGAGAUCCGUAACGACGAUCGCCCCAUCGUUCCCUUCGACCAGUUUGGUUUCACCCACAAGGGUCGCCUUGAGCUCAACGUUUCUAGAAUCUCCCUCUCCAAUUCCAAUUUGGACCUCUCCAAGGUGGGCUUCUUUCUCUGCACCCUCGAUUCCUGGCUCCAUGUCCUCCAGCAGCUGGAGGAUGGAGAGAUUCGAUGCGCCCUUCAAUCCGAUCUGGUGAAGUCCGUCUACACCUUCAAUUAUCUCAAUGGCAAAGACUCUUUCGACACCGUCUACAGCGAAACCGACGCCGAUCAGUACAACCUGGUGUUCGCGAACUGCCACCCGCAGCAACUGAAAGUGACCAUGGACGUUAAAUCGGCCAUGUAUAAUCUGGACGGAAAGAGCAGCACUCGCGAUUACCUCUCUGCUGGGAGAACCAUCCUUCCGAAGGUUUAUUUCGUGCUCUCGCUGGUGUAUUUCGGGAUGGCUGGUCUCUGGAUCAGCGUGCUCUACAAGAAGCGAUUGACCGCCUUCCGCAUCCAUUACUUCAUGCUGGCCGUCAUCAUCUUGAAGGCUUUGAAUCUCUUGUGCGAGGCCGAGGACAAAUCCUACAUCAAGCGCACCGGAAGCGCCCACGGCUGGGAUAUCAUCUUCUACAUCUUCAGCUUCCUCAAGGGCAUUUCUCUCUUCACUCUCAUUGUCUUGAUUGGCACUGGCUGGUCCUUCCUCAAGCCCUUCCUUCAGGAUAAGGAAAAGAAGGUUCUCAUGAUUGUCAUCCCCCUUCAAGUCAUCGCCAACAUCGCUCAGGUCGUCAUUGACGAGAGUGGGCCCUACGGCCACGACUGGGUUACCUGGAAACAGGUUUUCCUCCUCGUCGAUGUCGUUUGUUGCUGCGCUGUGCUCUUCCCCAUUGUCUGGUCCAUCAAGAACCUCCGUGAGGCCGCCAGGACCGACGGAAAGGCUGCUGUUAAUUUGAUGAAACUCACUCUCUUCCGCCACUACUACAUCGUCGUUAUCUGUUACAUUUACUUCACCAGGGUUGUGGUUUAUGCCUUGGAGACCAUAACCUCCUAUCGCUAUUCUUGGACCAGUGUGGUUGCUGCAGAGUUAGCCACGCUUGCUUUCUAUAUCUUCACUGGCUACAAGUUCAAGCCAGAGGCUCACAAUCCUUAUUUUGUCAUCGAUGACGAAGAGGAAGAAGCUGCUGCUGAGGCGUUGAAGCUUGAAGAUGAAUUUGAAUUGUAA
Molecule: messenger RNA, 1320 nt
Organism: Sphenostylis stenocarpa
Lineage: Eukaryota; Viridiplantae; Streptophyta; Magnoliopsida; Fabales; Fabaceae
Source: the annotation of a GenBank genome assembly